AGGGAUGUGGAGUCCCUGAAGAUGCUUUUGGACAAUGGUCUGAGGUUGGGACAGUGGCAGGAGAUACCAUUCACCCAGGAUCUCCAGGACAAGAGAUCAGACUGGCAGUUACAUGUGUUUUUUUUUCAAACUGGUUGCCAGGUUCGCACGGACGAUGACAUCAGAGAUUCCGACCUUCCUGAUUGGAGGGACCGGACUCCGUGGCGCCUGGAGAUCAGUUGGACAACAGUAUCUUCUCAGAGCUGUUCUCCACUCCUGACUUCUCCUAGGCUUGAGAAUUGAUAACAUACUCUUCUGGAUCCUAGCAGUGUCCAGAAGAAGGCCAUGGACAGAACGGAGACUAGGGUCCAUAAGAGGGGACAGAUUAUGGGAAAGAUCACAACCAGCCGUCAACUGCACCUGCAGAAUGAGCAGAGUCCCCAGCGGAGCACCUCGGGGUACCCCCUUCAGGAGGUGGUGGAUGAUGAAGUACUGGGACCAUCAGCCCCUGGGGUAGAUCCCAGCCCCCCAUGUAGGUCCCUUGGCUGGAAAAGGAAGAGGGAGCGGUCAGAUGAAUCUGAGGAGGAGCCGGAGAAGGAGCUCGCCCCUGAGCCUGAGGAGACCUGGGUAGUGGAGAUGCUGUGUGGGCUCAAGGUGAAGCUGAAGCAACAGCGAGUGUCACCCAUCCUCCCUGAGCACCACAAGGACUUCAACAGUCAGCUUGCCCCUGGGGUAGAUCCCAGCCCCCCGCGUAGCUCCUUUUGCUGGAAAAGGAAGAUGGAGUGGUGGGACGAAUCUGAGGAGUCGUUGGAGGAGGAGCCACGGAAGGUGCUCGCUCCUGAGCCUGAGGAGAUCUGGGUGGCGGAGAUGCUGUGUGGCCUCAAGAUGAAGCUGAAGCGACGGCGAGUGUCGCUGGUGCUCCCUGAGCACCACGAGGCCUUCAACAGGCUGCUUGAGGAUCCUGUCAUUAAAAGAUUCCUGGCCUGGGACAAAGAUCUGAGGGUGUCGGACAAGUAUCUCCUGGCUAUGGUCAUAGCGUAUUUCAGCCGGGCCGGCUUCCCCUGCUGGCUAUACCAACGCAUUCAUUUCUUCCUGGCUCUCUACCUGGCCAAUGACAUGGAGGAGGACGACGAGGACUCCAAACAAAACAUCUUCCACUUCCUGUAUGGGAAGAACCGCUCUCGCAUACCCUUGCUCCGUAAGCAUUGGUUCCAGUUAGGCCGUUCCAUGAACCCGAGGGCCAGGAAGAACCGCUCUCGCAUACCCUUGCUCCGUAAGCGUCGGUUCCAGUUAUGCCGUUGCAUGAACCCGAGGGCCAGGAAGAACCGCUCUCAGAUAGUCCUGUUCCAGAAACGUCGGUUCCACUUCUUCUGUUCCAUGAGCGGCAGGGCUUGGGUUUCCCCGGAGGAGUUGGAGGAGAUCCAGGCUUAUGACCCAGAGCACUGGGUGUGGGCGCGAGAUCGCGCUCGCCUUGCCUAGAGCUCCAGGGACCGUGGAGGCCUGAGGUCAUCGGCCUGAGAGAAGAACACCGGACCCAGGGGAGAUGUGGAUUUUCAGCAGGAACUUUAUUCCAAUGCUAAUGGCAGACACCAGGAAGGAGGAGAGGAAUCAUUUGUGCAGAUCAUCUAGAAGAAUCUGGACCAUUCUUGAUGGAGCUGAAUACAG
This is a messenger RNA of Gorilla gorilla gorilla (western lowland gorilla), 1644 nucleotides long. RefSeq names its product speedy protein E2-like. Bases 325 to 1458 code for a protein of 377 amino acids. Gene Ontology annotation, molecular function: protein kinase binding. The transcript is spliced from 8 exons. Gene Ontology annotation, biological process: positive regulation of cyclin-dependent protein serine/threonine kinase activity. The record is from RefSeq and is a predicted model, not a curated record. Lineage: Eukaryota; Metazoa; Chordata; Mammalia; Primates; Hominidae.